Messenger RNA from Diatraea saccharalis (sugarcane borer), 1134 nucleotides. NCBI's taxonomy places the organism in Eukaryota, Metazoa, Arthropoda, Insecta, Lepidoptera, Crambidae. The record is from the annotation of a GenBank genome assembly.
AUGAACAGAGUUUUAUGCGACGAGAAAAUGUUCCUACGUCGAACUAAAUCUUUGUGUCAAUUUAGUGGUACAUUUACGACUAAAGCAACCGGUACAAGCAAGAAUGUGUGCACGGAGAAGCGCAGUCGUACGGCAAGCGAGUCCUCUGUUGAGGCGUAUGUGGUCCACCGAACUGAUUCCGAAACGUCACUGGAGGAACACGAUGUCAACUCGAGUUCUAUUGGUGUGGGCAAAUUGACGCAUUUGGAACAUAAAAUGGAUCAAUUAAGCGAUCUGUUUAUGGAGCAAUGUCGAAUAUUAGCCGCUAUAAAAGAAGAGAUACAGAACUCGAGGGAGGUCAUAGAGAAAUCAAGCGAGAUGUCAAGACAAUUAGAAGAAAGUGAUACAUCAGAUGAGGAGACAGCCAACAGUCGCGCGCGCACACUGCUCGAUGCGAUCCAGGUGAAACAGACGCGGCCUACGAACGUCGCUAGGGAGAUGAAGGAUGCAUUCGCGCGCUUCUUGCAAAGUGAUGAGCUGGCAGAGCGCGUGGCGGUGACGACGGCGGCGGCGGUGCGCGAGGCGGUGCGCGGGUGCGUGCAGCGCGAGGUGGCCGCCGUCUACCUGCCGCUGCUGCAGCGCGCGCACCGCCGCCUGCACGCGCACGCCAUACGCGCGCUAGAGGACGCCUUCGCGGAACUGGAGGAGCACACGUCCCGGUCGUCGCACCGCAUGUACCGCGCGUCGCGUCAGCUGCGGCGCGCGCUCGAGCGUCACCAGCGCGCGGCGUCCGCCCCGCAACAGAUACAGUCGCUGCAGCGUACGGCCGAGAGGAUCCUAGACAACGAAAUGAAUCAAUGGCGCCAAAAGAUUCUGGAGUGCAUUCCAACGGAGGGUUCAUCGGAGAGCGAUGGUCGGUCUGCAUCCCCUACGCUGUCAGUGGAGUACCCGGCAUAUGGCCCCGUCAGCCCCACGCAACCAGCAGACCCUGAACAUUCUGUCAUCGAUCAACUGGUUAAUAUAAAGUGUUCUAUUUAUGAAUAUUGGUAUAGUAGCCAAGUUAACAGGGUGAAAUGGUCUGGCUCAUUUUCUGAUGCACUUUUAACGGGAAAAAAUAUUUAGUGGAUUAUAGGGUUUAUUGACUUAUAGUAUUAA